AUGAGUUGUAUAAGCCCUGAAGUUUACGCUGAUAUUACUAAUAAUAUUGAUGCUAUUUAUUUAGAGUCAAUACAAUUGAUUACUAAUGACAAACGUUCAUACGAUCUGAUUGUUGACCUGGGCUUCGGUGACGGCAGAUUAACCCGAAUGUUGUCCCAAAACGUAUCGCACAAACAAUUGAUAGCCAUCGAUGUCGUACCCGAAAUGUUAGCACACGCUGUGGCCAACAGUUCAGACGAUACCAGCAUUGAGUAUGUCUUACAAGAUAUGAGUGUCCCGUGGCUUGAGUUGAGUCCACAUAUCAGACAAUUGGAGUCCAAAGUGGAUCUACUGUUCACUAACGUAACGCUAAACUAUAUGUCAAAUAAACGGCAAAUAAUGGAAAUCAUUGGAAAGUUGCUGACAAACGGUGGACUGUUUUUUGCUAAUAUUGUUAUUUACAAAGAUCUGAAUGAAAAACAACUGUUGGACAAUAAGUUUGAGGAAAGUCAACAACAACUGUGUUGUCAAUCAAUUGAUCAACAAUUUAAUGAUUGGAAACAAUCAUUAAUCGACAAUAAGUUUCAUAUAAAACAAUUUAAACUAUUGGAUGAAAAUGAAAUAAUGACUCGAAAACAGAUAAUAGAUUAUAUGCCAGAAAUAUUAGACUGCUCUACUAUCUAUUAUAAAGAUCGGACCCUUUUUGACAAAGAGGUCAAAAGUGACCGCUUUAAAGAUAAAGUGUUUAACACGUAUUUUAGUUUACCAGUCGGAGCGUCGGUAACUGAGACCAACCAUCAACCAGUGUUGAUGUCGUGGAAACAAUUUUUAGCGGACAAUAGUAUUAAUGAAAUGAAAUUUUCCUGGCAUUUCAUACAAUUCAAGGCAUACAAUAAAUAA
Molecule: messenger RNA, 879 nt
Organism: Oppia nitens
Lineage: Eukaryota; Metazoa; Arthropoda; Arachnida; Sarcoptiformes; Oppiidae
Exons: 3
Coding region: 1-879 (292 amino acids)
Source: RefSeq, a predicted model, not a curated record